AUGUUUCUUCAAGGUGCAAAAGUGUGUACAAGAUCUGUCCCUAUAUCCGCCGGUUUGAGGGCUUUUGGUUCUUCUCCCUGUGCUGGAUUCCCAGGGAGAAAGGUCCAUCAAGAUGCAGCAGAACAGAAAGAGCAGAAACUGUUUGAUAAAAACAAGGCAAAGCUGGAAAAGAUGGAGCACCACGAGGGCUCUGAUAAAAGAGACAGCAGAUCAAAGCUUAAGAAAAGAGGUGACGACGCAAGAAUCGAGCAGAAUAGACCAGACGAUGGCGUCUAUUGA
Messenger RNA from Zygotorulaspora mrakii, 279 nucleotides. It is a transcript of the gene FMP16, whose product is annotated as Fmp16p. The record is from RefSeq and is a predicted model, not a curated record. The coding region runs from base 1 to 279 and encodes 92 amino acids. NCBI's taxonomy places the organism in Eukaryota, Fungi, Ascomycota, Saccharomycetes, Saccharomycetales, Saccharomycetaceae. The transcript has a single exon.